Messenger RNA from Colletotrichum abscissum, 747 nucleotides. RefSeq names its product Frag1/DRAM/Sfk1 family protein. Gene Ontology annotation, cellular component: plasma membrane. The coding region runs from base 1 to 747 and encodes 248 amino acids. NCBI's taxonomy places the organism in Eukaryota, Fungi, Ascomycota, Sordariomycetes, Glomerellales, Glomerellaceae. The record is from RefSeq and is a predicted model, not a curated record. The transcript has a single exon.
AUGAGAAUAUUAUCAUACUGGAUCUUCCCCAUCAUAUCGGGCCUCGUCUGGCUCGGCAUGCUCCUCGGCAUGCUCCUCUACUGGAUCAUCGACACCCACCGCGCAGUCUACCCCUCCAUGUCGCCGCCCCAGAGCAUCGCCUACAUCAGCGACGUCGGCGCCUACUACCUCAAGCCCCUCUUCAUCACCGGCUGCGUCCUCACCACCGUCUUCCUCGACCUCUCCUUCUUCUCCGACCGCUGGCUCCGCCACAAGGGCCGCCUCGUGCCCAACACCUCCGUCGGCGAAAAGAUCCUCUACGGCUUCACAAUCUUCUUCGCCGUCGUCGGCACCGUCGGCCUCAUCUGUCUCAGCAUCUUCGACACCUACCGGCACAAGAACCUCCACCUGCUCUUCCUGCUCUUCUUCAUGGGCGGGUACCUGCUCUCGGCCAUCUUUAUCUGCUGGGAGUACCAGCGCCUGGGCAUCAAGUACCCGGACCACACGUACCUCGCCGCCUCCUUCUGGAUCAAGCUCGUCUUCAUCCUCGUCGAGAUCGUCCUCGCCAUCGCGUUUAUCGUCUGCAACUUUAAGGAGAUUUACAACGCCGCCGCGAUCCUUGAGUGGAUCGUCGCCUUCAUCUUUUCGUUUUACAUCUUUUCGUUUACCGUCGACUUGUUGCCCGCAUCCAAGACGAGGAAUAAGGCGAACCGGUUCUCGAAGCCGGGGAUGAGUCAAUGGACUGGCGCUGGACCGGGGAACUUUUAA